AUGGCGGUCCUUCGCUAUGCUGCACAUCUCCCGUUCGCUCAGACUCGAGUCGUCUCGUCUGCUUACUGGGGCCGCUCGUCGCCUUUCACUCGCAGACGUCUUGCCACGGCAGCCUCACCCUCGUCUCUGUUUUCUGCGUUGGACACGUUCGCCGACCGUCAUAUAGGCCCUGACGACCAUGAAGUGUCCCACAUGCUCUCCACGUUGGGUUAUGAGUCCAUGGACGCGUUCAUCGCCGCUACUGUACCCUCUAAGAUUCGAGUUGCAUCUACGUCAGUUAGCAAUGAAUCUAUACCUGUUUACAGCGAGUCCGAGCUUCACAGACGAGCAAGGGAGCUCGCGAGUGAGAACAAGCCAUUCCGCAGCUUCAUUGGGAUGGGAUACCAUAAUGCCGUCGUACCCCCGGUCAUUCUGCGUAAUAUCAUUGAAAGUCCCGCGUGGUACACUCCGUAUACCCCAUACCAGCCUGAAAUUGCUCAAGGACGCCUCGAAUCUCUGGUCAACUUUCAGACUAUGAUAAUGUCUCUGACGUCUAUGGACAUUGCGAACGCUUCACUUCUGGAUGAAGCCACGGCAGCGGCUGAAGGCAUGGUCAUGUCAUACAUGAAUUCCAAUCAGAAGAAACGCACAUUUUUGGCUGACAUUGGCGUUCUUCCUCAAACAAUUUCGGUUCUCCAGACUCGGGCUAAGGGUUUCGGCAUUCGACUCAUCGUUGCGGACGUCGUCUCAUCUUUGCAGGAUAAGGAUAUACUCUCGGACCUUUGCGGUGUGCUGGUGCAAUACCCCGACGUAAACGGUAGCAUCAAGGAUUUUGGCGGCAUUACACAGACUGUUCAUUCCUCAGGCGCGCUCCUGGUUUGCGCUAGUGACCUCCUUGCUCUGACUAUGCUGAAGCCACCCGGUGAAUGGGGUGCGGACAUUGUAUUGGGAAACUCAGCUCGCUUUGGUGUCCCUGCUGGCUACGGCGGUCCACAUGGUGCUUUUUUCGCAGUUACUGACAAAUUGAAGCGCAAGAUGCCCGGCAGGUUGAUUGGCAGGAGUAAGGACGUACAGGGAAACCCUGCAUACAGAUUGGCCCUGCAGACUCGUGAACAGCAUAUUCGCCGCGAGAAGGCGACCAGUAACAUCUGUACCAGCCAGGCCUUGCUCGCUAACAUGGCCGCCAUGUAUGCUGUUUACCACGGUCCCGAUGGCAUCCGACGCAUUGCGCAAAAAGUGCAUGCCCUUACCCAGGUUGUCAAGUCGGCAGUGGAGAAGUACGGAUACAACGCCAUUACCUCGGAAUUCUUCGACACUGUUACAUUCGACGUUAGCGGCGUUGUGAAAGACUCGGAAACGGUCCACACUGCGGCACGUUUGGAGAAAGUCAACCUACGGAGGAUCGACUCCAGUCACGUUGGUGUCACCUUCGACGAGAGCGUUUCCACUGAAGACGUUGUGAGAGUCAUUAAUGUGUUUGCGUCUGCUGCUUCUGCCUCCCCGCUUUCUCUUGCGGAUGUCGCGCUUCCGGAGUCUUCUGCUGUACCCCAAAUUUUACAACGGACGUCCCAGUAUCUCCCACACUCCGUGUUUAAUACGCACCACUCGGAGACGGAGAUGUUGCGUUACAUCUACCACCUUCAGUCUAAGGAUCUCGGCCUUGUCCACGCCAUGAUCCCACUCGGCAGCUGCACCAUGAAGCUUAACAGCACGAGCAGUAUGAUUCCCCUUACGUGGCCUGAGUUCGGCGGUAUCCACCCCUUUGCGCCGACAGAUCAGGUGAAAGGAUAUAUAGAGAUUAUAAAGGAACUUGAGUCAGAUUUAUGCAAGAUUACGGGUUUCUAUGCUUGCUCCGUGCAGCCAAACUCUGGUGCGGCAGGUGAAUACGCGGGUCUCUCUGUCAUCAGGGCCUAUCAUGAAAGCCGCGGGGAGGGCCAUCGGGAUAUUUGUCUGAUCCCCGUCAGCGCACAUGGAACGAAUCCUGCCUCCGCUGUAAUGGCUGGUUUGAAGGUAGUCCCUGUGAAGACUCAUGCAGACGGGAACUUGGAUCUUGAUGACCUUCGGACGAAGGCUGAAAAGCACAAAGAUCAGCUUGCUGCCUUCAUGAUCACAUACCCAUCGACAUUCGGUGUCUUCGAACAUGGUGUGCAAGAUGCUUGCAAGAUCAUCCAUGACAACGGUGGUCAAGUCUACCUUGAUGGUGCAAACCUGAAUGCUCAAAUUGGAUUGACAAAUCCUGCAACUUGCGGCGGCGACGUGUGCCACAUGAACCUCCACAAAACCUUUGCAAUUCCUCACGGUGGCGGAGGUCCGGGUGUUGGGCCUAUAUGUGUUGCAGAACAUCUCGCGCCGUUCCUUCCUUCCCAUCCUGUCAUCUCAACCGGGGGUGACCAAGCCAUUCAUGCUGUCUCUGCUGCGCAAUAUGGGAGUGCCUCCAUCCUCCUCAUUUCUUGGGCCUACAUUAAGAUGCUUGGCGGCGCCGGACUGUCCGCUUCCUCGAAAAUUGCUUUGUUAAAUGCGAAUUAUAUGGCCCACCGUCUAUCUGGCCACUACAGCUUGCGAUACAAGAACAACAACGGUCGUGUAGCUCACGAGUUGCUCAUUGAUCUGGCCGAAUUUGAUAAAGCGGCUGGACUGAAAGUCACUGACUUUGCCAAGCGUCUGCAGGACUAUGGCUUCCACCCCCCUACAUGCUCUUGGCCCAUCUCUACCUGCAUGCUGAUUGAACCCACGGAGUCGGAACCGUUGGCAGAAAUUGACAGGUUCUGUGAUGCGAUGAUACAAAUUCGGCAGGAAGCCGAAGACAUUAUAUCCGGCAACCAGCCGAAAGACAACAAUCUACUGAAGAAUGCCCCUCACCCAAUUUCUGUGAUUGCAUUGUCCGAGAAGGAAUGGAAUCGCCCAUACUCUCGUCAGACGGCAGCAUUUCCGGCACCGUGGCUUCUAGAGAAGAAGUUCUGGCCAACGGUUUCUCGAAUUGAUGACGCGUAUGGCGAUCUGAACCUGAUCUGUGAUUGUCCCUCUGUCGAGGAAUCGGCGGCUUCUUCUGCGUAG
This is a messenger RNA of Fibroporia radiculosa, 3033 nucleotides long. RefSeq lists its product as uncharacterized. The record is from RefSeq and is a predicted model, not a curated record. Lineage: Eukaryota; Fungi; Basidiomycota; Agaricomycetes; Polyporales; Fibroporiaceae. Gene Ontology annotation, molecular function: glycine binding; glycine dehydrogenase (decarboxylating) activity; pyridoxal phosphate binding. The transcript is spliced from 16 exons. Gene Ontology annotation, cellular component: glycine cleavage complex; mitochondrion. The coding region runs from base 1 to 3033 and encodes 1010 amino acids. Gene Ontology annotation, biological process: glycine decarboxylation via glycine cleavage system.